This is a messenger RNA of Cajanus cajan (pigeon pea), 2839 nucleotides long. RefSeq names its product EIN3-binding F-box protein 1. Lineage: Eukaryota; Viridiplantae; Streptophyta; Magnoliopsida; Fabales; Fabaceae. Gene Ontology annotation, cellular component: SCF ubiquitin ligase complex. Gene Ontology annotation, biological process: SCF-dependent proteasomal ubiquitin-dependent protein catabolic process. The record is from RefSeq and is a predicted model, not a curated record. Gene Ontology annotation, molecular function: protein binding.
CUCAUGCGUUAUUGCUCUCAACGAUCUCACGCCGCCAUCGCUCUCGCCGUCCUUCUCUUCUUCGCUCUCCUUUUUGCUCUCUUUCGAGGGUUUUCUCGUGAACAACGCUUCGGAAUUCACCACCCCGCACCAUGUCUAAAGUUCUCGGCUUUUCCGGAGGUGAUGACUUUUGCCCUGGGGGAUCAAUAUACGCCAACCCCAAGGAAGCAAGUUUCUUCCUGCCUCUUGGUCCUCAAGUUGAUGUGUACUUUCCUCCUCGUAAGAGAUCACGUGUCAAUGCCCCAUUUGUUUUUGAUGGAGAAUGGUUUGAGCAGAAGCAGAAAACCUCUAUUGAAGCCUUGCCAGAUGAGUGUCUCUUUGAGAUCUUUAGGAGGUUGCCUGCUGGCGAAGACCGGAGUGCAUGUGCUUGCGUUUCCAAGCGCUGGCUCAUGCUUCUAAGCAGUAUUUGCAAGAACGAAAUCUGCGUUAACAAAAGUGUGGAGAUCAAGAGUGAAAAGGAGGGUGAUGAUGUUGAAUUUGGUGGUGAGGGAUACCUCUCUCGAAGCUUGGAAGGAAAGAAGGCAACAGAUGUUAGACUUGCUGCCAUAGCUGUUGGUACUGCAUCUCGAGGAGGAUUGGGGAAGCUUUCCAUCCGUGGAAGCAACAUGGUUCGUGGGGUAACUAGUCUUGGUCUCAAGGCAGUUGCUCAUGGAUGCCCUUCUUUGAAGUCUCUUUCUCUAUGGAAUGUUGCCACUGUUGGUGACGAGGGCCUAAUUGAGAUUGCUAAUGGAUGUCAACAGCUGGAGAAGCUUGACCUUUGCAAGUGCCCCUCAAUUUCUGAUAAGGCUGUAAUUGCAAUUGCAAAGAACUGCCAGAAUCUGACUGAGCUGUCCUUAGAAUCAUGUCCUAACAUUGGCAAUGAAGGUCUUAGAGCUAUUGGGAAGUUCUGCUCCCAUCUAAGGUCCAUAUCUAUCAAGGACUGCAGUGGUGUUAGUGAUCAGGGAAUUGCUGGAUUGUUUUCUUCAACAUCUUUGGUUCUCACAAAGGUGAAGCUCCAGGCACUGACUGUUUCUGAUCUCUCUCUAGCUGUUAUUGGACAUUAUGGCAAGUCGGUUACCGAUAUUGUCCUUAAUUGCCUCCCAAAUGUCAGUGAGAAGGGGUUCUGGGUCAUGGGUAAUGGUAAUGGAUUGCAGAAGCUGAAGUCUCUCACUGUUGCAUCCUGCAGAGGAGUAACAGAUAUUGGGCUUGAAGCUGUUGGAAAGGGUUGUCCAAAUCUGAAAAUUGCUCACCUUAACAAGUGUGCAUUUCUGUCAGACAAUGGGUUGAUAUCAUUCGCCAAGGCAGCUUCAUCACUCGAGAGCCUUCGAUUGGAAGAGUGCCACAGGAUUACCCAAUUUGGGUUUUUUGGUGUCCUUUUUAACUGUGGUGCAAAAUUGAAGGCCAUGUCGUUGAUGAGCUGCUACGGGAUCAAAGAUCUGAAUUUGGUGUUGCCAACAGUGACUCCAUGUGAAUCACUUCGAUCAUUGUCUAUCUGCAACUGCCCUGGAUUUGGCAACGCCUCCCUGUCUGUGUUGGGAAAGCUGUGCCCUCAGCUUCAGCAUGUUGAAUUGAGUGGACUCGAGGCAGUGACAGAUGCAGGUCUUCUUCCACUGCUUGAGAGUUCUGAGGCUGGUUUGGUUAAAGUGAAUCUUAGUGGUUGCACAAACGUUACCGACAAAGUUGUUUCAUCCUUGGUCAAUCUGCAUGGUUGGACCCUUGAAAAUCUUAAUCUUGAUGGUUGUAAAAACAUCAGCGAUGCUAGCUUGAUGGCAAUUGCUGAAAACUGUGCAUUGCUAUGUGAUCUUGAUGUCUCCAAGUGCACGAUAACAGAUGCUGGGAUUGCAGCCCUGGCACAUGCCAAACAGGUUAAUCUGCAAAUUCUUUCUUUGUCAGGUUGUACUUUGGUCUCAGACAGGAGCUUGCCCGCUUUGAGAAAAUUGGGUCACACCCUGUUGGGACUCAACAUCCAGCACUGCAAUGCAAUCAACAGCAGCACGGUUGACACGCUUGUGGAGCUUCUCUGGAGGUGUGACAUCCUCUCCUGAGCUGGAAGAACUAAUCUCACACUGCAAUUUAGGCCAGGAUCACAACUUGCAGGAAGCUUGUUAUGCAUAGUGUUGCACAGUAGUUUUUAGGUCCAUUAACCGGUCUUCAUCGUCCAGUGACUCGGUUUUCUUUUUCUGGAGUGUGCAGUCAUUUAGCCUUCAUUUUUUGCAGGUUCCUUCAAUGGGAAACCUGUUCUUUUUUGGCAUCCAUCGCCACCUUUUAAAUGGCUGCAUAUCUCUGAUAACAUAGCUACCGGGUUCUGGAGUUAGGAAUCUUUGUUACUGGUGUUGGCACCUGAUGUUUUUAGCUCAGCUUUGCGUCGGUUUUGCCCCCAUGUGUGUCUUAGUUUUCUGUUUCAAGUUUUUACAGUUACCUGUACCUCUCUUAAGUUGUUUACCAAAUGUGUCAUGUGUUUGAACUAUGUUCUUCACAUGAUGUUUGGGAUAAGUUUUACUCAAAGGGCAGGUUAGAAGCUCCAGUGUUAUGUGCUCUUGUCAGGCUGGUUGAAGUUGUCAAGUUCGGUGUUAUGAAGCCUUGUUUUUUAGGGCUUGGCUAUGGCAGCAAGUUAUUCAUGUCUGCCAUAACCACAACCUUUUUUCCUUUUGGGAAGGGUUGUUUUUUCUACCAAGUCCUAGUUUUUUAAGGCUUCAUUUUUUUAACUUGGCACUGCAACUUCUACAUUGUGUAAUGAUAUGUUCUUAUCUGCCCUUUGUGCUGUAUGUUAUGAAAAGUAAUGGAAUAAAAUUUUCUGUCUCAAUCCAAGAGCAGACGGGUA